Molecule: messenger RNA, 1827 nt
Organism: Phytophthora sojae
Lineage: Eukaryota; Oomycota; Peronosporomycetes; Peronosporales; Peronosporaceae
Exons: 9
Coding region: 1-1827 (608 amino acids)
Cellular component (GO): cytosol
Molecular function (GO): GTPase activity; GTP binding
Source: RefSeq, a predicted model, not a curated record
AUGGGUCGCACGGGCGCCAAGGUGAAGAAGGGCGGGCUGGGCAACGCCCUGCUGCGCACGCAGAAGAAGACGUCGGCCAUCAACACGAAGGACGUGGCGUCCAGCGCCGGCAAGCACGUGUCCGAGCGCGACGGCGGCGACGCGUCCGUGGCGCUGGCCUCGUACCUGGAAGGCUCGUCCCUGGACGACUUCCUGGCCAGCGCCGUGCUGGCCAACCGCGAGUUCACGGCCGUGAAGGAGAGCAUCGUGCUCAUGGAGGAGGCGGACGCCGGCCCGCAGCUCAUCGAGCGGGAGAAGCAUGUGAUGCCCGAGAUGACGUUCGCCGAGAUGAAGGUGCCUCGUCGUCCCCAGUGGACCACGUCCACGACGGCUGAAGAGCUCAACCGACUGGAGAAGGAGAGCUUCCUCGAGUGGCGUCGCGACAUUGCCCUGCUGGAGGCGUCGUCGGACCAUUUGGAGGUGACCCCGUUCGAAAAGAACCUGGAGGUGUGGCGUCAGCUGUGGCACGUCCGUGAGCGAAGUGACAUCAUGGUGCAGAUUGUGGACGCUCGCAACCCACUCUUCUAUCGCUCGACGGAUCUGGACGCGUACGCUAAGGAGGGCGAGACGCCCCGCCGUACGCUCUUGAUUGUGAACAAGUCCGACUUCCUCAGCGAGGGUCAGCGAACGGCCUGGGGAGAGCACUUCAAGGCUGAAAACAUUGACUACGUGUUCUUUUCGGCCAAGGAGGCUCAGGAUGAGAUUGACGAGGAGGCGAAGAAGUUGCGCCAAGAAGCGAGAAAUGCCGAGAGCCACGACGAGUACGACGAGGCGAAGCCCGCGGAUGCCCCGUCGCAGGUUGUGGACGACUCGGCUCCCACUAAGGAGGAGCGCAGCCCGUACCCUGUGCUUUCUCGUAUUGAACUGCUCGAGUACGUAACGAAGAUCGCCACGGAGGUGCUGGGCGAGGUUGGCGUGCGAGUGAAGGACAAGGGAUUGAUCAAAUUUGGUAUGGUCGGCUUCCCGAACGUCGGAAAGAGUUCCGUGAUCAACGCGCUGCUGGGUGCCUCGACGUAUUCACACAAGACCCAGCGUGUGGCUGUCGGUGCUACUCCCGGAAAGACCAAGCACUUCCAGACCAUGAUUCUGUCCGACAAGAUUAUGCUGUGUGACUGCCCUGGUCUCGUGUUCCCCAGCUUCGUGAACUCCAAGGCUGAGAUGUACUGCUGCGGUGUGCUCCCUCUUUCCCAGCUGCGUGACCACAUUUCGCCCUGCCAACUCCUAUGCCACCGUAUCCCGAAGCGUGUGUUCGAGCGUACUUACGGAAUCAAGAUCCCCACUUCGAAGACGGCAAAGGAAACGGACCCCGUUGGAAUCUACGCGCUCCUGGAGUCUUACGCUCGCAACCGCGGCUACACGACGACCGGUAAGGGUGGCCCCGACACCUCCCGCGCAGCACGUGACAUCCUCCGCCACUACGUGAAUGGCCGUCUGCUGUAUUGCCACCCGCCGCCGAACGUCUCGGACCCCAACAUCUUCGACAUUCACGUCCUGGCGAAGGCUCAAUUCCCCGACAUCGCGGAGCCUGCUGUCCCUGAAAUCACUGAAGACGACAACGCCAACGCCAACGACGAGACUAAAGCAGCUGCUGACGCGGACGCGGAGGAAGUCCUGGAGUUCGACACCACUGUUGAGGACAAGCAAGCAGUCAGCAAGCGUCUCAAGAAGCACGGCCGUAAGGGCCGCAAGGGCCGUGACAAAAACCCGUACGAGGACUCGGACCUGCCUGGUGGGUUUUCCGGUGUUCACAUUAACUCAGGUGGCAAGAAGAAGAACCGUAGAUCGUAA